AAAAACUAGAUAUCGACCCGCACAACCGUGCGGGUGAUUAUUUUUCAUUUUUAUAUAUAUAAAUAUUUGAUUUAACAUUUACUAUAUUACUAAUAGUUUAAUUUAAUAUUUUUAAAACCAACAAUUUUUAUAGUUUGCAUGCAGUUAUUUAAUUUAGUGUUUCAAAUUAUUAGUGAUAUCUUUUAUUAAAACAUGAACACUAACUAAAACCUUAAAUUAUAUGAUAUUUACGACAAAUUCUGUUCAAUUUUAUAUUAACUUAAAUGCUAAUUUCUAUAUGAUUAUACUUGUAUUUUAGGUUUUGGUCAUACAUAUAUGUUGAUCGAAUUAUUUGUAUGAAUUUAAUCUUUGACUGAAUAACCUAUAUUAAGUACCGUACUUUAUAACACGUCCGCUUCAUUUAAAUUAUUAAAUCGGAAAUUGUAAUGCAUUGUGUUUGUUUUUGAUCUUGUAAACAUGAAUUUUCUCAUUAUUAUCUAUGUUUUUGAGGUUUCUUAUGUUGUCUAUUGGUGUUAGACUUUUUUAAUCCCAAAACUCUUGGAUUAUUUACAAUGAAAUUUUCAAUGUUAAACUUUUAUUUGAAAUUAUUCAUCCAUCAUACAUCAUGUUAUAUAAUUAACACUUAAACUUACAACUAAAUUUGAUAAUAAACACACUGAAAACAAAAUAAUCACAUGAAAGAUAUUUUUUUCAAUCAUUCAUCUGUCAUUUAUGUUAAUGACAUAAAUUGGUACAAUAUCUAUUGCACAAGAUAAAAGAAACAAAAAAAUAUAUAUUAAUGAAUAAUAUAUAGAUAUGGUCUAUAUAAAAAUAAACUUAAUUAUCUUUUUUUUUGUAAACAAAGUAGCCAUAUACUUCUAUUAUUGAAAAUAAAACUAAACCGGCCACUAUAAUAACAAAAAAGGAAUGUACUUUCAAAAUAGCAUUUCUAGACCGAUCAUUCAUAUUGAUAGCAUAUUUUCAGCAGUGUGGUACAAAAUUCUAAAUUAACAAAUCUUAAAUAUUAGAGAUGAGAGACUUAAUUGAAAAUAUUAUGUUAAAUUAAUAUCAUAAAUUAAUAAAAAUUGUACAUGAGUUUAAUAUAAUCAAAAAAUUAAUUACAUACUUAAAAGGUUUAUUUUAGUAAAAAAUGAAAUAUAAAUUAAUAUUUUAAAUAAUUACGAAAUUAAUAUAUUAUUUAAAAGGUUUGUCAAGUGAAAAACAAAAUAAACAUUUAUAUUUUAAAUAAAUACGAAAUACAUAUUUAUAUUGUAAAAAAAGAUAUGAAAAGAUUUUAUUCAAAUGUAAUUAAGAGAAAAUAUAGGAAUAUCUAUUUGAUUUUCUUAGAAUAGUUAGAAUAAUUCAAAUAUGUAUAAAAAAAUUCAUUUAAGUUUUUUUUUAAGGAAUGGUCCAACUUAAAAAAUCACACAUGAAAUGAUGUUGUGACUUCUAUUUUAAUAGAGUAGAUUUCACUCUUGACUUCAGAAAAAGAAUACAAAUUUUUUUCACUCUUUUUCCUUUAGCGCCACGUUCAACAUUUGAAACGCAAACUUGUCACCUUUAUUAGAGAUUUUCCUACAGAACACUUCUGAAGUUGUACGUUUAUAUCUCUGUCAGCGUCCCAAUGAUGGAUGCUCAUGUUCCACCUUCGUCACAUACUCUAUUAGAACUCUGCACCAAUCUCCUUCAAACUCCUCUCAAGUCCAAUAAUGCCCGUUUCACAGCUCAACUGGUCCAUUGCCGCGUCAUCAAAUCAGGCCUCUUCUUCAGCGUCUACCUCAUCAACAAUCUAAUCAACGUCUACUCAAAAACCGGCAACGCUCUCCACGCACGCAAACUGUUCGACGAAAUGCCUCUGAGAACCGCUUUCUCAUGGAACACGGUUCUCUCCGCCUACGCCAAACGAGGAGACAUGAGCUCCGCACGCGAGUUCUUCGAUCAAAUGCCAAAGAAGGAUUCUGUCUCGUGGACCACGAUGAUCGUAGGGUUCAAGAAGAUAGGCCUGUACCGAAAGGCUGUAAGAACUAUGGGUGAGAUGAUGAUGAAGGAGGAAGGUGGGGUUGCGCCGACGCAGUACACGCUCACGAACGUUCUUGCGUCGGUUGCUGCCACCGGGUGUGUGGAAACAGGUAGAAAGGUUCACACUUUCGUCCUCAAGCUUGGCCUUUCGAGUAACGUCUCGGUUUCGAACUCGCUGCUUAGCAUGUACGCGAAAUGCGGUGAUGCUAAGAUGGCUAGAGUUGUUUUCGAUCGAAUGGUGGUUAGAGAUAUCUCUAGCUUGAACGCUGUGAUUGCUUUGCACAUGCAGGUUGGUGAGAUUGAUCUUGCCACGGCUCAGUUUGAGCGAAUGGCUGAGAAGGAUAUCGUCACUUGGAACUCUAUGAUCGCUGGUUACAAUCAGCGCGGGUACGACCUCAGAGCUUUAGAUACGUUUUCAAAGAUGCUUAGAGAGUCCUCCUCUCUGUUGUCGCCGGAUAGGUUCACUCUCUCUAGUGUGUUAUCCGCUUGUGCAAAUCUUGAGAGACUUUCUUUUGGUAAGCAGAUUCAUUCUCAUAUCGUUGCAACAGGGUUUGAUAUCUCUGGGAUUGUGUUGAACGCUAUGAUCUCUAUGUACUCGAGGUGUGGAGGGGUUGACACUGCGAGGAGGCUCGUUGAACAGAGAGGCCACGCUGAUCUCAAGAUCGAAGGCCUUACAGCUUUACUCGAUGGGUACAUCAAGCUUGGAGACAUGAACCAAGCUAAGGUUAUAUUCGACUCGUUGAAAGACCGCGACGUAGUUGCGUGGACCGCUAUGAUCGUUGGAUACGAGCAGCACGGUUUGUACGGCGAAGCGAUAAGCCUUUUCAGAUCAAUGGUUGGAGAAGAAGGAGGGCAGAGACCAAACGGUUACACGCUCGCGGCGAUGCUAAGCGUAGCGUCGAGCUUAGCAUCUUUGAGUCACGGCGAGCAGAUCCACGGGAGCGCUGUGAAGUCAGGGGAAGUGUACUCGGUAUCCGUCAGCAACGCUUUGAUAACGAUGUAUUCAAAGGCGGGUUGCAUUGCGUCCGCGAGGCGGGCGUUUGAGUUGAUACGCUGCGAGAGGGAUACAGUGUCUUGGACGUCGAUGAUAAUCGCGCUGGGACAACACGGCCACGCGGAGGAAGCGCUCGAGCUCUUUGAGACUAUGCUGACGGAGAGACUAAGACCUGAUCACAUAACGUAUGUUGGUGUUUUCUCUGCUUGCACUCACGCUGGUUUGGUCGAUGAAGGGCGUCGGUACUUUGACAUGAUGAAGAACGUUGAUAAGAUUGAGCCUACGCUUAGCCACUACGCUUGUAUGGUGGACCUGUUCGGACGCGCUGGUUUAUUGCAGGAGGCGCAUGAGUUCAUUGAAAAGAUGCCGGUUGAGGCGGAUGUGGUGACGUGGGGGUCACUGCUCUCUGCUUGCAGGGUUCACAAGAACGUCGAUCUUGGGAAAGUUGCAGCAGAGAGGCUGCUUCGAAUCGAGCCAGAGAACAGCGGAGCGUACUCAGCCUUGGCUAACUUAUACUCAGCUUGCGGGAAAUGGGACGAAUCCGCGAAGAUAAGGAAGUCGAUGAAAGAUGGUAGAGUGAAGAAGGAGCAAGGGUUUAGCUGGAUCGAAGUGAAGCAUAAAGUCCAUGUCUUUGGAGUGGAAGACGGGGUUCAUCCGCAGAAGAAGGAGAUCUACGUGACCAUGAAGAAGAUAUGGGACGAGAUCAAGAAAAUGGGUUAUGUUCCCGACACUGCUUCUGUGCUGCACGACCUCGAAGAAGAGGUUAAGGAGCAGAUUCUGAGGCACCAUAGCGAGAAGCUAGCGAUAGCGUUUGGGCUGAUUAGCACACCGGAUAAAGCCACGUUAAGGAUCAUGAAGAAUCUGAGAGUGUGUAAUGAUUGUCAUACGGCUAUAAAGUUUAUCUCCAAGCUUGUGGGAAGGGAGAUAAUAGUGAGAGACGCCACAAGGUUUCACCAUUUCAAAAAUGGGUUUUGUUCUUGCCGGGACUACUGGUGAUGAUCUAACUAAAAGACAGUGUACAAUAAUACUUACCAAACGUAGAGAUUUGAGGUAAACCAACAAAAGUUUUACUCUUUACUGCUUUAGUAUGUUGUAUUGCUAUGUAAGUUCCAUGAACAUCAUUAGUGAGAAUAUGACGACGUGGCA
Molecule: messenger RNA, 4138 nt
Organism: Brassica napus (rape)
Lineage: Eukaryota; Viridiplantae; Streptophyta; Magnoliopsida; Brassicales; Brassicaceae
Product: pentatricopeptide repeat-containing protein At2g22070
Exons: 1
Coding region: 1604-3988 (794 amino acids)
Biological process (GO): RNA modification
Molecular function (GO): protein binding; zinc ion binding; RNA binding
Source: RefSeq, a predicted model, not a curated record